Molecule: messenger RNA, 1796 nt
Organism: Anthonomus grandis grandis
Lineage: Eukaryota; Metazoa; Arthropoda; Insecta; Coleoptera; Curculionidae
Gene: Not11
Product: CCR4-NOT transcription complex subunit 11
Exons: 8
Coding region: 146-1516 (456 amino acids)
Biological process (GO): negative regulation of translation; mRNA catabolic process
Cellular component (GO): CCR4-NOT complex
Source: RefSeq, a predicted model, not a curated record
CAAGUGAUAGAAAUGACAAUCAUAAGACAUGUUUUUAUUUGUAUGUGUGUUUAAAAAAAUCAAAUAGUUGAAUUAAAAUGUAAAAAUUAUAUACUAAGACAGAAGUUAUUAAAAUUUUAAAAAUUCUGCAUUAAAAAAUCCAACGAUGAGCUUGACAGUGGACCAGUGUAACCUUUUAUUAGAUAUUUUAGACGAAAAAAACAUCAAAAACCAUACCUUAGAGGCAAUAAGCAAUGAGAUUCACAAGAAAUUUCAUAACUCGGAUUAUUUCAAAGUUGGAUCAUGUAUCUUAAUGCUAUUGCAAAAUGACCUCAUAGCAACCACAGAACAGCGUCUUACAGCGAUUACUGUUUUAUAUGAGCUCUACAGGGGAGAGUCUUUUGCAGUGACUCCUUUUGCAGGUGUUUUUAUACAUCUCCUGUACCCACCAGAGCAACACAAUAAUGUGGGUGCUCCUAAGUUAGAAUACCCUGGACAGCUUCCCCGACUUACUGAUGCAGAAAGACAUUUUGUUAUUCAGUUAAUCGCAGAAGUGUCUAAAGAUGUGUUGCUGAAAAAAACUGCACAUCAGGUGUUAAAUUCUGACAUCCCACCAUCUAGUGAAGUUGAUUUUAGUGCUAUUCAGCUGACAGUAGCUGAGAAACAGUCUGUGAUGCCACAUACAAGCAAAUCAGGUAUUCCAGUGAUUUUAUCAUUACCCGACAAGAAUCCUAAUAAAGAUGAACCAGAAGUGCAUAUUAGAGACAUAGCAGUUAAGUUAGCAACAGGCGAAAACGCACCAGUAAAUCAAGUAUAUAAGCCGGAAUUUGUGACUUUGGCACCUCCUCUAUUAAAUUGUAAAGAUGAACUAGUAUGGCUUAACCCCACCAAUCCCAAAGAGCACCUGGUUUGCUAUGAUGCCACAAUGUGCAUCACUGAUUUAGCCGGAUAUGAAGCGAGGCAGUUAAUGAACAAAGCUUACAAGGCGACCCUGACAUUGCCACAGCAACAACAGCUAUUAACUGAGUUGGAGAGGGUGCCUAAGUUGGUUUAUCAUGUGGGACUGACGCCACCGAAGUUGCCCGAACUGGUUGAGAAUAAUCCAAUAGUUGCCAUAGAAGUACUGCUGAAAUUGAUGCAAUCAAAACAGAUCACAGAAUAUUUUAAUGUGUUGGUUAAUAUGGAGAUGUCCUUGCAUUCAAUGGAAGUUGUUAACAGGCUUACAACGACCGUGGAUCUCCCAACCGAAUUUGUACAUCUCUAUAUCUCAAACUGUAUAUCUACAUGCGAAACUAUCAAAGAUCGAUACAUGCAAAAUAGGCUGGUUAGACUUGUCUGUGUGUUUUUACAGUCCCUGAUUAGAAAUAAGAUAAUUAAUGUUCAGGAGUUAUUUAUUGAAGUUCAAGCUUUUUGCAUUGAAUUCAGCCGGAUAAGGGAGGCGGCUGCGCUGUUUAGGCUUUUGAAGCAGUUGGAGUCGGGGGAAGUGGGAUUUUUGACGUCUUUCACCUCAACGAGCAAAACUAAACUGGAUGGUUGAUAGAUUUUUCUUUUUUAUACUUAUUACUUAUUAUUUCACAAUUUUUCAUUGAAGGUUUGAGUAAUAUUGAUAUUGUUCAUAAAAUUCAUGUUUAGACUAUUUAAUCGCUUGCUGCUAUUGGUUGCAAAACUAAUUUAGAUUUGCCGUAAUACCGAUUAAAUAAUAUAAACAUUUAAAUUGUAAUUAUUGUUAAAAGAUUUAUAUUUUUCUUAAGUGCUAAUAAUUGAAUGAUGGCGUCAGACAAAUUUAUUCUCAAUACAAAAUAUGAUUUUUUUAUGUA